CCGCUGUCCUAUCAGUGGGGAGAGGAGUGAGUAAACUUUUGCGUUGCGGGCGCGACUUUUACUCCCCGACCUUUUCUUACUCGUACAUGAGUACGGUCUCCGUGCCUCUGUUUCUUUCUUCUUUCUUCUUUUCCUACUAUGUAAUUUUCGCCUCGAGAAAUUCCACCAGCCCUGAGACGCGCCAGUUAGGCUCUUUUUGGCUGUUGGAACCCUCCCCCGGAACUUAUUGUCCAGUAGACAUGGCCACUUCGGUGAUAAAGUUGCGGGCGCAAGGUCGAGCUUUGGCCGUCCGCAAUCGCUUGGGCUUACUCUUUUUCUUUAGUUUUAGUUCCAAAAAGGAUUGAUUCGCUUACAUAUGACAAUCCAACUUCCCUUUUUUUUUCUCUUUG
Molecule: messenger RNA, 389 nt
Organism: Aspergillus fijiensis CBS 313.89
Lineage: Eukaryota; Fungi; Ascomycota; Eurotiomycetes; Eurotiales; Aspergillaceae
Exons: 1
Coding region: 87-344 (85 amino acids)
Source: RefSeq, a predicted model, not a curated record